GCGCCGCAUCUCCUCACACUUAAAGCCGCCCUUGUGCACAACACCUGCAUGUAGUACGCUCAGUCGCCUUGCAUAUAAAACUGUGUUUAUCCAGGCUGCAUUAAAUAUCAACAUGAGGGUUAGAAUGGUCUCUCGCUUAAUUGUUCUCCUAGUUUUGAGUUCCGGACAAAGUCUUGAACCUAAAUGCUCCAAGUUUGAUUACGAGGAGAAAUUAAUAACGAAAGUUGUUAAAUUGGAGUUUGAAAUCAGCGAUUUAAAGAAGAAAGUGGGAGAGGUAGAUGCCAUUCGCAAAGAAUUGACACAGAUGCAGAGUAACCAUGGAGGCGGAACUUACGUGAGAUGGGGGCGGACCAGCUGUCCUGGAAAUGGAACCGAGACCGUCUACAAAGGUUACGUCGGUGGGUCGUAUUACACACAUAAAGGAGCCGCUGCAAACUUUUUGUGUCUGCCGGAAACGCCAGAGUGGGGUCAUUACAAUGACGAGACUGUUAACGAUUCCGCAUUCGUAUACGGCGGAGAAUACCAGCUAAACAACAGAGAAAGCGACCACGGUUUCUUUGGUAACAUCCACCAACAAGAUCCCCAUUGUGCCGUCUGCCGCACGAGCCGGAAGUCCGUGUUAAUGAUUCCCGCCAAGCUGAAAUGCUUUGACGGCUGGACAAUGGAGUACAACGGAUAUUUGGUCGCGGGAUCCACACUACAUGAUGCAUCAACAGAGUACAUCUGCCUUGAUGGAAAACCUGAAGUGGUUCCCGGAAAAGGCGAGAGCCAGGACGGGAAGCUAAUGUUCCUGACGGAAGCGCGUUGCGGUUCAUUGCAAUGUCCUCCUUACAUCAACGGCCGGGAAUUGACGUGCGCCGUGUGCUCACGCUAGCGUAUUGAUUAACAAUUAAGAUGUGUGCUCUUUUGAUGGUUAGUGAUUCAAUGCGAAACAAUUGAACAAUACAUUAGUUUGUUUACUUUGCAGAAUCAAGUUCAUUAGCAUAAAUAAUUUAUGAUUGUAUGCAUCACUUUAAUGCAUUCUACUAAAACUACACUCAUACAAUUUUACCUCCCAUUUCUUAAUUUUGCUUUUUCUAUAACCGUCAAUUUGUCAUAUUCCCAAUAUCAUGACAUCAAGAGCGAAAAUUCCCAAUUUAUGGUUGACUUCUAAUUGUUCCGAAAUACAUGUGUAACAUGUAAGAGUAGAAGUAAAUACAUUAAAGUUCAUAAUUUUAUUAUACAUGUACACAUGCUAUUAAUCGAACGUUUGUAUAUGUGUAAGUAACUGUUCUACUGCCUUAAACCGGUUAAAACAACCAUUGCUUUGAAUCGUACGUUCCGAUGCAUUGUCCCUAGCUUAAAUCAUUUGUAUGUUUAAUGUUACGUUGUAUGUUCUGUUAUGUACUGUAUUGUUUAUAAAUAAAAAAAAAUAAAUAUCCAUAUUGACAAAUAAUAUUUGAUUAAACAUUAAUUCAAUAAAACCAUCGAAUAGCGGAAAAGGGGCUUACUGACACCAAAAUCGACUUGAUUUGAGAGAUGGGCGUGCUUGGAACAGAUUCCCUAAACGACUUGCAGACCAACUGGAUUUGACAGAAUCCUGCUUCUCAUUACCUAUGUUUGUAAAUAUCAAUUGAUAUAUUUGCUACAACUUGUGGAAAGUUUUGGUGGUUACCGUGGCGAAUACAAUUAUUGUGUAAUGGAGAGAAGCGCAUCUGACCAUGUGUACACUAAAUGCAACUUAUUACUAUGAUUCGAUGCAUUUCAACGAUAAGGAAGAAUUUGAAAUAAACAGUAACAUUAUGCAACACGUGAACACUUUUUAAUAAAAAAAACAAAAUAAACGAAACACAAAGAUUGUUUUACAUGGCGAACUCACUUCGAAAGAGUUCGUCAGAACAACUGCAUGGAUACAAGAUAAAGUAUUGAAUAUCAUUAAAUAAAUUGAAAUGAAUGCGAACAUUCACCAAUAAAUAACCUUAUUCGAUCAAUAUACGGAAAUCGCUUUUAGAAAAUGUACCACUUAUAU
This is a messenger RNA of Dreissena polymorpha, 2008 nucleotides long. RefSeq lists its product as uncharacterized. Bases 113 to 874 code for a protein of 253 amino acids. The transcript has 3 exons. The record is from RefSeq and is a predicted model, not a curated record. NCBI's taxonomy places the organism in Eukaryota, Metazoa, Mollusca, Bivalvia, Myida, Dreissenidae.